This is a messenger RNA of Bradysia coprophila, 1808 nucleotides long. RefSeq lists its product as uncharacterized. Lineage: Eukaryota; Metazoa; Arthropoda; Insecta; Diptera; Sciaridae. The record is from RefSeq and is a predicted model, not a curated record.
GGUUUUUACUGUUCAAGUUGACGACAUUCCAAUUCGAAUUACCAAUUUCACUUGAUAUUCAACCACAUUUGCAUUGCAAACGAAAUAUAAAAUAGUCAAAUAAGUUGUUCUUAUUGAUCGAAUUCUACUCUCAAAAUUGAUUAACCCCAAUUGAAUAAAAUGAACAAAUUUAUUGGCAUUUUAUAAAUUGAUUUCGAAGUGAAUUAUGAAUCCAGUCCUACCAGCACAUCUUAGAAUUGGCGAGGGACAAGUCAGUGUUGUGCAACCAGACGAUCCAUUUAGCUAUGAGUUAUGUGUUGAAACGGCCGUGUUUAAUAAAACUCUAAAUCAAGAGAUCGUUGAUUUUAUGAAAAAUUGGUCAACGGCACAGAUUAUCGAAAGUUACACUCAAACACGUCCGCAUGUUAAUCAACAAGUGCUGAAGGGCUUGCUGACUGAAAACCCCACAUUUGUUCUUUAUUCCGGUGUGGAUCUUAUUUACAGCAAAGGACGCAAUGGUAAAAAGAAAUUUUUGCUGAUUGAAACGAACGUUUAUACCGCUGGUCAGGAUGCAAUGCCACCGAGUGCUCAGGUGUACGAAACUCAUUCAAAUUUGUGUGUACUGAAUGACGAAUGGAAACGGCAGCCAGUUGAGGCAGGUGGCCUGGCACAUAUGUACGGUAGAAAAACGAGACGAGACUACGCGUAUCCGCACAUCAUGGCGAAAUUGACGAAAGAAUCGAUCCACGUUGUUCCCAUGUUUAGUAAGCGAGAAGAUGGGGAAAUCGAGACACUUUAUCGUUUCGUGGACGGAACAAUGCAGGUUAAAUAUAAAGAUGAAUGGCAAAACAUUCGGGCUUGUUUCUGCACGAUGAGUUAUCGUACGUGGUCUUUCUUCCCAGUGACCAACAACUUAAAAACGUACAUGUGCCCCCAUCCCAUUGCUGGUCUUGUUGGAAAAAAUAAAAUUUUGUCUGAGUACGCGUACCGAGAUUUUAAUGAAAAAUACUCCAAGCACGGUAUUCAAAUCAGGGGUCCAAAGACGAUGGUUGGUAUAGCAAAGGCAGACAUUAGGGAAAUCGUUGAGCAGAAUUUCAAUGGAAGGGCUGUAAUUAAAACGCCAUAUGAUUCACAAGGGAGAGGCGUUUAUAUUAUACGCACUGAUGGGGAUUUGGAUGACUUCUAUGCAAAGGAUGAGUCAGACUACAGUUUGUGGGUUGUACAGGAACUUAUUGGACUUGAGGCGUGUCCAAACGAUAGGUAUCAACAGAUUGGGUUCCAUUUGGACGGCCAGAUGUACGCAUACUCAGUACGAAUAAUCGCAUGCAACAGUCCUUCUGGAUUUAAAAUGAUCACAAUUUGCUCUGCUCGGGCCCCAGCCCCAUUCGCCAAAGAUGGCGAAACUGCAGAUAUUGCACCUGGUUUGCUACAUAAGAUAAAAACCGUACAUGAAGACGAUGUCUACGUAACCAACAUCGCUUCGAAUCCUGACGGCGAACUGCGUUCCUUUUAUUUUGAUGAUGCUGGUGUGAAGGGAAUGGGGAUCGGAAUGGACGACGUGAUCGAUGGAUUCAUGCAGACAGUUUACUGCACUCAUGCGAUUGACAACAUGUGCAAGAAGCUAAUCAUGGAAAAUGGAGAACUGGAUGUACAGUUGCUGAGAGAGCUAAAUCCCGAUCCCCAAUUGUUGGCUGAGGUGGUCACCAACUGGAAAUGAAUGUGAAAUUCAUAGAUUUGUCACGCUACACUGUAUCCAGAGAUGUAACCAGACGCCUUCUUUAAGAUAUUUUAGGGGCUUGUCCGAACGACGGUUAUAACUGCAGGCUUAA